Molecule: messenger RNA, 1572 nt
Organism: Acanthosepion pharaonis
Lineage: Eukaryota; Metazoa; Mollusca; Cephalopoda; Sepiida; Sepiidae
Source: the annotation of a GenBank genome assembly
AUGCUUAUAUUAAUUGUCCUUCACAAAGACAUACAACAUUUAAAAGCUUCACUUGCUUCAUAUUUUUCAUCAGUAAAGGCUGAGUUUUUGGCCAACCAGUUCCAUCUACCUGGACUAUCUCUCUCUCACAUUAUCUCUCUCUUACACUCUCUCUCACACUAUCUCUCUCUCACAUUAUCUCUCUCACACUCUCUCUCUCACACUAUCUCUCUCUCACAUUAUCUCUCUCACACUAUCUCUCUCACACUCUCUCUCUCACACUAUCUCUCUCUCACAUUAUCACUCUCACACUCUCUCUCUCUCACAUUAUCUCUCUCACACUAUCUCUCUCACACUCUCUCUCUCUCACACUAUCUCUCUCUCCCAUUAUCUCCCCACACCUCUCUCCUCACAUUAUCUCUCUCCCACUCUCUCUGUCUCUCUCUCUCUCUCACAUUAUCUCUCACACACUCUCUCUCUCACUCUCUCUCUCUCUCUGUGUCUCUCUCUCCCCCUCUCUCUCACACUCUCUCACACCAUCUCUCUCACAUUCUCUCUCUCUCUCUCUGUAUCUCUCACUCAUAUCUCUCUCUCCAUCUCUCUCUCUCUCUGUGUCUCUCACACUAUCUCUCUCACUCUCUCUCACUCUCUCUCUCUCUCCCAUUAUCUCCCCUGUGUCUCUCUCACAUUAUCUCUCCACACUCUCUCUCUCUCUCUCUCACCUCUCUCUCACAUUAUCUCUCUCACGCUAUCUCUCACACUGUCUAUCUCUCUCUCACAUUAUCUCUCUCUCUCUCUCUCUCUCUCAUCUCUCACUCAUAUUAUCUCUCCCUCUAUCUCUCUCUCACAUUAUCUCUCUCACACUAUCUCUCUCACUCUCUCUCUCACACUAUCUCUCUCUCCCAUUAUCUCCCUCACACUCUCUCUCUCACAUUAUCUCUCUCACACUCUCUCUCACACUCUCUCUCACACUAUCUCUCUCUCUCUCACACUCUCUCUCUCACACUAUCUCUCUCUCUCUCUCACACUAUCUCUCACUCAUAUUAUCUCUCCCUCUAUCUCUCUCUCACACUAUCUCUUUAUAUAUCUGUUUCACUCUAUUCAUAUCUAUCUAGAAUUCUAUUCAUAUCUAUCUAUCUAUCUAUCUAUCUAUCUAUCUAUCUCAGCCUGUUCAUAUCUAUCUAUCUAUCUAUCUAUCUAUCUAUCUAUCUAUCUAUCUAUCUAUCUAUCUAUCUAUCUCAGCCUGUUCAUAUUUAUCUACCUAUAACAGUCUGUUCAUAUCUAUCUAUCUAUCUAUCUAUCUAUCUAUCUAUCUAUCUAUCUAUCUAUUUUAGUCUAUUCAUAUCUAUCUAUCUCAGUCUAUUCAUACCUACCUAUUUCAGUUUCAUAUCUAUCUAUCUAUCUAUCUAUCUAUCUAUCUAUCUAAGUCUAUUUAUAUCUAAGUCUGUUCAUAUCUAUCUAUCUCAGCCUGUUCAUAUUUAUCUAUCUAUAACAUCUAUUCAAAUCUAUCUAAAUUUCAUAUCUAUCUAUCUAUCUAUCUAUCUAUCUAUCUAUCUAUCUAUCUAUCUAUCUAUCUAUCUAGCAAAUCAUUAA